CAAAACGAUUAAAGAUAAUAUUAUAUUAUCUUUAUUCUUUAAUCGUGAUUCACAAUUAUUUUUUAAUAUAUAUCUGUGGUCUUGUAUAAAAAUGAUCCAUUGUUAAAAUAAUAUUCAUCAUGCUUUUUCACUGUGUUACUUUGAUUAAUUUGACUGUCAUAAAAACAUUUUAAAAAUGAAAUCUGUUAUUGCAGUUCAUGCUGGGGCUGGAUAUGUAAAACCAAGCAAUGAAAAAUAUUACAAAAAACUUUGUUUAAGAGCUUGUAGAAAAGGAUUGGAAGUAAUAAAUAAUAAUGGUUCAGCACUGGAAGCCGCCACAACAGCUACAACAGUAUUGGAAGAUUCCCCAUUAACAAAUUCAGGCUAUGGGUCAAAUUUAACUUGGAAUGGAUGUGUUGAAUGUGAUGCUGGUGUAAUGGAUGGCUCUACUAUGCAUUUUGGAGGUAUUGGAGCUGUUCCUGGCAUAAAAAAUCCAAUUACCCUAGCUAAGCUGUUAUGUGAGAAACAAAACUCACUAUUAUCUUUUGGAAGAAUCCCACCAUGUUUGUUAGUAGGACAGGGAGCUCAAGAAUUUGCUCUAGCAAACAAUAUUGUAGUUGUUAAACCAUCUGAAUUAAUCACAGAAAGAGCAAAAAAGCAGUUUGUUUCAAAUAAAUAUAAUGUAAUGAACCAUAGUUUGGAUGGCCUAAAGGAGAAAAAAGGUCAUUUGGAUACAGUUGGAUGUGUUUGUAUAGAUAAAUUAGGAAGAAUAGUUGCCACAUCAUCAAGUGGUGGGAUUGCAUUAAAGCAAUCUGGACGCGUAGGACAAGCUGCAUUAAUUGGCGCAGGUUGUUGGGCUCAAGUAAAAAAUAAUGUUUCCAUAGCAGUGACGACAUCUGGUUGUGGAGAACAUUUAAUGCAGACAAACCUAGCAAAAGAAAUAUCACGUGAAUUGUUUAAAACUGAAUGUCCUACAGUUGCAAUAAAUAAAUGUUUUGAUGAACAAUUUUUUCAAUCUCCAUUGUUAAGAAACAAUAAUGAAAAACUUGCUGGAGUACUCGUUCUCUAUGAAAGUGAAAAUUAUUAUGAAAUACUGAGUGCACAUAGUACAAAAUCCAUGUGUGUGGCCUUUGCUUCCGAAAAUAAUAAAAAAAGUUUUGUAAGCCGUAUAACACAUCCAAAUACUCCGGGGACAUGUGUAUUGGUUGAAGGGAAUCCUAUAUAAAUAUUCCUCGUUAAUCAUAAAAUAAAGUAUACUACCAUUUAUAAACAAAGUGUUUUUUUUAACUAUAGAUGAUUUUUGAAUAAUUGUAUUAAUAUUUUCUUACAGACAGUCUUUUGAUAAGAAAUUGUACCCCAAUAAUUAAUAAAAUUACUACUUAUACUAAUACAACUGUAGUCCAAUUUAUCAGUGUAGUUUCAUAUUUUAGAUCUGAAAAUUGGACUAAAGGUAAAUCUAGUUUCACAUUUUUUCAAAAAUCUAGUCGAUCUAUGGCGUAGAUUGGCAAGAAUACUCACACUUACAAAUGCUUGUAUUUUUAUAUGUAUUAUA
Adelges cooleyi (spruce gall adelgid) is the source of this 1531-nucleotide messenger RNA. It is a transcript of the gene Tasp1, whose product is annotated as threonine aspartase 1. The transcript has 9 exons. The coding region runs from base 176 to 1204 and encodes 342 amino acids. The record is from RefSeq and is a predicted model, not a curated record. NCBI's taxonomy places the organism in Eukaryota, Metazoa, Arthropoda, Insecta, Hemiptera, Adelgidae. Gene Ontology annotation, biological process: protein maturation. Gene Ontology annotation, molecular function: threonine-type endopeptidase activity.